AUGACCCCAAUGACAAAAUAUGAAGAUUUAUGCAACGAAAUUCAUAUGGAAAUUUAUGAAUUUCUCGAUUUUUAUUCUGUAUUUAAAUCGUUUUGGAAUAUUAAUGAACGUUUUAAUCAAAUACUGACUGAUAAACGUCUUCGUUUAACUCAAACAACAAAAUAUAUUCCCGCUCAAUUCUUUCAUUCGUAUUUUGAACAAAAUCUUUCAAUUAUAGGUAAUCAUUUAGUAUCAUUAAAAUUUCAAAGUGAUGAAAAUCAACAAAAUAUAAAAUUACUCUUACUAUUAUCUAUCUGUAAUUUUUCACAAUUUCAUCGUCUUGAAUCAUUAAUAAUAAUUGGUGGUAUAUACUCAAUUGAGAAUCUAACUCGUUUAAUAUUAGAAUUGAAAAAUGUAUCAAAACUCACAACAUUAUAUAUUAAUCAAAUACGAUUAGUAGGAAUAUAUCAUGAUAAUAUUAUAAAAAUGAUUUUAUUUGAAAAUUAUUUACCACAGUUGAGAAAAUUCAUGUUUCUCAAUGCUUUUGUACCUAGCUAUGAUUCAUCUUCACAAUCAUGUCAUAAUAUUGAAAAUUUAACAAUCUCUUGUUCAAAGGAUGUACUUUCUUGGCUAUUUAUUCAUUCACCAAAAUUAAUAUAUUUAAAUUUAAGACUUUAUCCACCCUUUGAAGUUCAUCAUUUAUCAUCAGUCGAAGCAUUAUCAUUACCAAUGGUUCUUUUAUUAAAACAUCUUAAAAUAUGUAUUUUUGAAGUAUUAUGUUGUGAUAUAUCAAUAGUAUUGAAAUCCAUGCCGAAUUUAAAAAUAUUAGAAAUAAAUGGUGAUGCUAGUCAUUUAGCUUUACUCGAUGGUCGAAUGAUUAUGAGCUUAGUUCCAACAUUAUUAAAAUAUACGAUUGAAUUAGAAAUGCCAUCGCCAGUAAUCAAUGUCAGUAUUGAUUGGAUAUUAGAAACAUACAAUUGGCACAAUGUUCAAUGUUCGAUAUGUGGAUGCUCUAUUCUGCUAUCAGCUAAGAAAAAAUAG
Didymodactylos carnosus is the source of this 1020-nucleotide messenger RNA. NCBI's taxonomy places the organism in Eukaryota, Metazoa, Rotifera, Eurotatoria, Philodinida, Philodinidae. The record is from the annotation of a GenBank genome assembly.